Molecule: messenger RNA, 384 nt
Organism: Microthlaspi erraticum
Lineage: Eukaryota; Viridiplantae; Streptophyta; Magnoliopsida; Brassicales; Brassicaceae
Source: the annotation of a GenBank genome assembly
AUGAGGAAACCAACUAUAGAAGGUCAGCUCUUUUAUGUUGAGGAAAUGGAUCAGUUGGCAGAUGAGCUUCUAGAAGAGUUAUCAACAGAGGAUCCUCUACAAGGAUUGCUGAAGCUCCUUGACACCUUCAGACCAGUUCCAAACAUUCUGAGCAUUGAGGGAUUGGACAGGCCAGUUUGCGAAGUCAUGGCAGUGAGCUCGAUCAAGAACUCGAUCGAGUCGAGCCUCGAACAAACGAACUCGAUCGAGCUGGGGCUGAAUGCAAGGAGCAAGCUCAAGGAGAUUGGUCUGAGCUCAAGGCACCUAAAGUCGACCUCAAACCUUUGCCUGAGGGCCUCAGGUAUGCAUUUCUGGGUGAAAACUCAACUUACCCUGUCAUUGUGA